GGAAGAGAAGGAACGGAGAUAAUUUUUAUAACAAAAAUGCCAUAUAAACUUGUGAAGAUCAGGCAUUCCGAUCGAAAAAGGCGGGAACCAAACUUUUACAUAGAAGAAAGAAACCAUCGUCGACAAAAAAUUUCUCCACGUGUGAAAUAUAUUCUGGACACCGACAACUAUUUUGAAACACGGCCGACGCAAAGAAAGUCGAAUUAUGUUUAUGAAAUUGACGACGAUGUCGGAUAUGUCGCUAGUACUAAAAGAAGUCGGAAUAAAAAAAGACGACCUGAAAAAGUAGUCUACCAUUUUGAUGAUAUUGGUCUCGACAAUUACGUGAAGUCAAAUGCAUAUUACGAUGAUAAUUAUGACAACGAUGUUGGAUAUAUAGCUGCUACUAGAAGAAGUCGAAGUAAAGAGAGACGACCUGGAAAAGAAGUAUACUAUAUUGAUGAUUUUGAUGUCGACAAUUACGGGAAAUCAAAUGCAUAUUACGAUGAUAAUUACGAAUCAUACAAACAUUACCCCGAAACACCCAUGUACGUAACAACAGAUAGAGGAUCUAAUCUUAUGCGGUCAUCACACGACAUCAAAUUCGACUCCGCGGAAAAGUCAGGCACGACCAAAACAACCAAGGGCUGGAAUUUGCCAGCAAUUCCCGGUACCAGCAAAACAACAGAGCAUUUUUCCGCUGGGGAGACAUCGGAUAAAACCGUCGUUAAAAUAUACAAUGCCGACACAUUUCCGUCAGAUUCAAAUAUGACGGUGAUUAGCCAAUAUCCAACGCCGCGUCAAAAUAAAAAAUCAGACAGAAAUAAAACAGAAGAAAUCUAUUCAGAAAUACAGCCGUCAUACUCCAGUGAGCAUACAAGCAUUUAUUCUCAGAUUUACCAAAAGGAUCGCAAAAUGUCCACCACUCAAAAGUCUGGACACUCAUUUUCUUAUACCAAAGAACAAAUUGACAAAACAUAUGAACCACUGGAAAAUAAAACUGUUACCGCUCCUCAAACCUAUACACAGAACACUGGAACCAAUUUUGGUAAAAACAGUGUGGAUAUUGAAAACAUCUCUCAAAGCAAUAAAAGCGCGACUUCCAGUUUUAUUUCUUCGGAUGGAGAAGCACCAAAUAACACGCGUAUAAAAGGUCCAAUAAAAGAUGCUGUUGCACUUCCGGUUGCUUUCACAGAGGAGGUCGACGAGACAGCAGAGACCAUAUCAUCUUCACCAGCAACAGCAACAACACCAGCAACAGAAACAACAGCAUCAAAAACAACAACAACAACGACAACAGGAAAAGGAAAAAAGAGAGUAUCAAUUAAACCUCCACACAUGGACGAUGAACAACCAAGCAAUCCCAAAGAAGAAGAUUAUGCCGCCAUGUUGGAUGAAUUAUUAAAAGAAAAUAGCGAAGACAUACCUGAAAAAGUGAAACCUAGGGAACGAAAGAGAGCAAACACAUUUUCUGAUGUUGUUAAUGAGGUUAUCGAGCCAACUGUUGUGCAAACCAACAUUCAGAAGGAUGAAACAGAUCACUGGGAGGAACAGGAUACAGGUUUAAUCGCGUAUUUAAAAAAUCGACGACCAACUUUACAUGAUUGGUUAGCAGACGCGAAGAAUGUCCGACGUCGCCAAUCUGGUAAUCCGGCACAUUUGAGUGACGCCGAACAAGCCGAACAAGAAAGCGCGUGGAAUAAGCUCCGCGACAUUGUGAUGAAAAAGAAGAAAGAUGAUGACGAAAAUAAAGUUGGUCGUGUCGUCACAGCUGCAGUAAAACAAAAUGGUAGUAAUCCAGAUAUACCGUCUGCAGCAAAAAGUGGUGAAGUUGGUACAAAAGCCAAGAUAACAGCAGAAGACAUAGACAAUCUUGAAUUAUCUAAAGAAGACAUAGCAGCAAUUGAGAAUUGUCCUAUCUGGUUGGCUUGGUUGGGUGAAUGGAUUGACGAAGAAGCUAAAAACUGUGAUUGGGGAAGAUGGUUAUCUGGCAAGAGAAGAGAAACAGAUUUAGAAAUAAAAGAACGAAUCAUGCUACGAACACUGUACCCUACACCGACAUAUCAAGAUGGACUUAUUGGGUUUCAUGAAGAAGUAUGUUUGGACAAAAUGGUACAAGUAGAAAAUAGUCAACCAUGUUUUGUGGCGCGAAAUUUUGAAGAUCUACAUCACCGACCAACUGAUCUUGAGAUAACAGAGUCAAGGGUUGAUAAAAAUAAACCAGCCCCAAAAUCUGGCGGUUAUGUUAAGAUUUAUUGUAAUGAACAUAAAAAAUAUGAAAAUGAAGGUCACGAGUAAGAUUGAAAAAAAAAAAACAGAUGAAGAAUAUACUUCACUUGAUCUUGUCGCCGACAUUUACUUGCAACGCGACGUUAAAAUGUUGGCGUCACGUGUUUGUCCACUUUCAUUUAAAUGUAAACUUAUGUAAUUAUAAUUUAGGAGCUUCAUGUAGUUAGUUUGUUGAUAAAUGUUAUGGUAAAUAUACAGGACUUUUUGUGCGCCUAUAAAUCAGAAGGAUUUUCCCUUUCCCCAUAACUUCUGAUAAGCUUUUAAAUGAAAUCUAAAAUAGUAGCUACAGUUAAUAUGUAACGAAAAGAACAAAAUGGUUGUAAUGCUUUUUGCGUGGCGUCAUCAGAAACUGAUUAAAAUUUGACAGAAAUACA
This is a messenger RNA of Hydractinia symbiolongicarpus, 2642 nucleotides long. RefSeq lists its product as uncharacterized. Lineage: Eukaryota; Metazoa; Cnidaria; Hydrozoa; Anthoathecata; Hydractiniidae. Bases 37 to 2277 code for a protein of 746 amino acids. The record is from RefSeq and is a predicted model, not a curated record. The transcript has 3 exons.